AUGUUACUUGGAAUGGGAUUCAAGGCAUCGACAGCUGAUCCGUGUCUGUUCUCAAGGAAAGAAAGCAACGGCCAAACAACAUUUAUGUUGAUUUAUGUUGAUGACAUUCUGGUGGCUGGAUUUUCUGAAGAACUUAUAAACACCAUAUAUAAAGAACUCCAAAAGCAUGUAAAGAUGAAAGACUUGGGUCAAGCGAAACAUUAUCUCGGUAUAGAGAUCGACCGGGAAAAAGAUGGAUCGUUCAAACUAAGCCAAAAGUCAAAAAUUAAACAACUGAUAAAAACUUACAAACUUGAAGAUUCAAAAGGAACUUUAACACCAAUUGAAACAGGUUUCUUGAGUCCAAGUGAAGAAACAAGUCCGAAGUUACCAAAUAAUAACUUAUACCGCAAAGCUAUUGGAUCAUUACUUUAUAUUGCAACCGUUUCAAGACCAGAUGUAUCCUUAGCUGUUAAUCUUUUGAGCAGAAAAAUAGAAUCUCCAACUGAAAGUGACUGGAAAGCUGUAAAAAGGGUUAUGCGAUACCUGGCGACGACUGUUGACAAAUCUUUAUUGCUUCAAACAAAUGAAGAAAAAACUUUGAUGUGCUAUGUAGAUGCUGACUGGGCUGGUGAUUCAAAGGAUAGAAAAUCAACCAAUGGGUAUGUAUUCCAAUUCGCAGGAAGGAGCAUAGCUUGGUCAAGUCGUAAACAGACCCCAGUAGCUAUGUCUUCAACCGAAGCGGAGUAUGUAGCGGCAUCACAUGCAAGUUGA
Molecule: messenger RNA, 753 nt
Organism: Eupeodes corollae
Lineage: Eukaryota; Metazoa; Arthropoda; Insecta; Diptera; Syrphidae
Exons: 1
Coding region: 1-753 (250 amino acids)
Source: RefSeq, a predicted model, not a curated record